ACUACCAUCUCCAUAUCCCAGCCAGGAGAUAAAGAGUCGCUUUAGAGACACAGUCAACCAAUUCAGACACACACUUUUGACUCUAGUUUUUGAGUCAAUACAGCAAAACUCUUAGUUUAUCUCCACUUAGUCGGAAUUCGAUCUCCCUCGCCACACGCUUUAGGCCUCACGUUCACUGGCUGGGUAUCUUUUAAACCUCCUUGAUUUCCCUGUCAACAGAGCUCAAGUAGAUUAACUUUCGACUACUUUUUGCUGCCGCCUCACACACUCAAGCGUCAGCACUCAGUUUUACACAAAAAAAACCCUUGAUUUGAAAUCCUCGCUAAAAGGGAGCGGGGAUAUAUUACACGACUGACGGCCACUAUUAGCGAGAGGCCAACUAGGCACUUCUCGCGUUCAACGGCUAUUUCUUCAAAGUCAAAGAGCGAUUCAAUGCAAUUCUUCGAAACUACCAAAUCUCAAUCGAACAUCAUUAUGCACAGCAACCUUCCAACCCCUCCACCAUCACACUCUACUAGUCCAGCACCAUCAGAUAGACAAAAAUGCGUUUACGAAUGCUUACCAAAUCUUUAUCACGGUUCAACUGAAUCUCAACUAGCUAAAAACGUCAAAAUUUUUAACAGCCAACCUGAUUUCGCAGAGGAACACCCCUUCUUCGUCGCUGAUCUUUCCUCGGUUUAUAAGCAACAUAUUAGAUGGAAGACAGAGUUACCACGUAUCGAGCCUUUCUUUGCAGUGAAGUGCAACCCAGAUCCCUACGUAAUUAGGUUAUUAGCUGGUUUGGGUUUGGGUUUCGAUUGCGCAUCACAAACGGAAAUCAACACCAUCCUCUCCUUACCUACAAAUUGUCCUGCUACAGAAAACCCAUCAAAUAAUAUCAUUUUCGCAAACCCAUGUAAAGCUGCCUCAAUGAUUAAGUUUGCGCGUGGUAAUCAAGUUAAAAUGAUGACAUUUGACAACACCGAUGAACUUCACAAGAUCGCAAGACUUUAUCCAGAUGCUCAGUUAAUCAUUAGAAUCUUAACGGAUGAUUCAAAGAGUGUAUGUAGAUUCGGUAUCAAAUUUGGUGCCCCACUUGAUGCGGUUCCACAUCUCUUGAAGACCGCGAAAGAUCUCUGUUUGAAUGUUAUCGGUGUUAGCUUCCACGUUGGUUCUGGCUGUUAUGAUCCUCAAUCUUACGUAGAUGCAAUUGAGCGUUCUAAGAAGACAUUCGAGGUUGGCGAAUCUCUCGGCUUCAAGUUUAAUUUACUUGACGUUGGCGGUGGAUUCGGUCAUGACAACUUUGAACUUCUUGCAAGAUCAUUAGGACCUGCAGUUGAUGCACACUUCCCAGUUGAAACUGGCGUUCGUGUCAUUGCUGAACCUGGUAGAUUCUACGUUCAUGACGCUUUCACUUUAGCGACCAAUAUAAUUGCGAAGAGAGGAUCAGAUGAUGAUAUCAAUCAGGAUUUGGAUGAUCAAUCACCAAAAGUUAUGUUUUAUCAAAAUGAUGGUGUUUACGGUGCAUUCAAUUGCGUUAUGUUUGAUCAUGCUGAACCAAAGGCGAGAACAUUAACAGUUCAAUCAGAGUUAACUUUAGAUGAUCCGUUAUUAAAUGAAAAGAUGGUUAAAAAUGAGGAAAUCUCAUGCUCAAUUUGGGGACCAACAUGCGAUAGCUUAGAUUGCGUUAUGAAGAACCACAAAUUAUCGAAAGGGUUACAAGUUGGUGAUUGGUUGAGAUGGGAUCAAAUGGGGGCUUACACAAUUUGUGCUGCGUCAACAUUCAAUGGUUUCAGAAAAGCUGACGUCCAUUAUACCUCUGGAGCUGAUUCAGAGGAAUCACAUCAAGUUAGAAAACUUUUACAACAAACUGCACCUGAUUUACGAGGAUUAAUUAUGUACCCAUAA
This is a messenger RNA of Wallemia mellicola CBS 633.66, 1887 nucleotides long. RefSeq lists its product as hypothetical. The record is from RefSeq and is a predicted model, not a curated record. The transcript has 3 exons. Lineage: Eukaryota; Fungi; Basidiomycota; Wallemiomycetes; Wallemiales; Wallemiaceae. Gene Ontology annotation, cellular component: cytoplasm. Gene Ontology annotation, molecular function: ornithine decarboxylase activity. Bases 433 to 1887 code for a protein of 484 amino acids.